Molecule: messenger RNA, 1484 nt
Organism: Dicentrarchus labrax (European seabass)
Lineage: Eukaryota; Metazoa; Chordata; Actinopteri; Moronidae
Product: intracellular hyaluronan-binding protein 4-like
Exons: 9
Coding region: 49-1293 (414 amino acids)
Biological process (GO): positive regulation of translational initiation; positive regulation of RNA splicing
Cellular component (GO): nucleus; cytoplasm
Molecular function (GO): RNA binding
Source: RefSeq, a predicted model, not a curated record
CGUGCAAACACUUAAAAGUGUGGACAGAGGGUCGCGAGCGUUUGUUGGAUGUUCACCGGGGCAGGAAACUACCGUCCGCAGCUCUCCUCUGCUGUAGCGGCACAGGCUAAAAAAGAAAAACAAAACAAAACCAAACAAAAAAUGCUUCCGGACGCAUACGGUUGCGCUGUGGCGAACAGGUUCGGGGAUCUUCUGGACGACGAAGCUGACCCGUUUGACCUGAUGAGCCAAGUUGAAAUGAUGAAGGAGAAAAAGAAAAAGAAGAAGGAAGAGGAGGAUAAGAAGGGCAAGCAUAAAAAACCUGGCCAGAAGGAGUCGCAGAAGGAUAGGCGCCUCCCCGUCGCGUCGGACGGUCUAGACCCGGUUCCAGUUCGUAAGCAGCAGCAGCAGCAGCAGCAGCAGCAGAAACAACAGCAGCAACAACAGCAGCAGCAGCAGCAGCAGGGACGUCCCAGACCAGGGACAGACAGCAGAGAUGGCAGAGAUGACACCCAGAGGGGCAUGAAGAGGGUUGCCUUCGGGGAACGUAGGGCCAACCAAGUGGAGUACCCACAGGAGUUUUCCAUCUCCAAGCCUUCGUAUAAUGCAGAAUCUGACUUCAGUGGCAGAGGGGGGUUCAGAGGUAGGAGAGGAGCAAGAGGCGGAGGAUACACAAGGAACUCGGACAACUUCAACCCGAGGGGCAAGAGAGAGUAUGAUCGACACAAUGGAACAGGUAUCUCUCCUGAGGAAAAGAGAGGAGGCAGAGGACCCUGGAACUGGGGCAGUGUUGAAGAAGCUGCAAGUGAGUUAAUGGAGGUGACAUCCGAUGCUCCAGUCAAAUCUGAGGAGCCCCAAAUGCCCGUGGAGGAAGAGAAUCAGAAUCGAUCAAUGGAAGAGGACGGAGAGAUGGUGGUCCAGGUUGCCAUGGAGAUGACACUAGAUGAGUGGAGGGCCAUGCAGGAGAUAAGUCGCCCCAAGGCGGAGUUUAAUAUCCGCAAAGCAGAGAGCAAGAUUCCCUCCAAAGCCAAGGUCAUCCACCAGUCAAAGUACAUAGAGAACAUCAAGGAGACCGUGGAGGACAUGGAGGAUGACGGCAACUUCCUCCGUAGGUCUGUGAAUGACAUCACCUCCCUUCUGGACAUCAAUUUCGGGAGUCUUGGACGCCCCAGUCGUGGUGGUCGGGGAAGGGGAGCACGAGGCGGCCCAACCAGUCGCCCAGAGAGACCCAAGCCCAUUUUGGAGAGGGAGGAUGAUCUGGCUCCUAACCCAGAUGACCCAGAAGACUUCCCAGCACUUUCAGCAGGAAGAUAACUGAAUUCACAUCUGUUUACAUCCUGCGGGGGAAUAUUGGUUGCACUUGACACUUGCUAAAAGAAAUUGUUCAUGUUUCUGCAGUUCUUACGGUUUUGGGGUUUUAUUGUACUGGAUUUAUUUUGUUCUAUUGCACAAAAGGCACUGUUCAGCAUUUGACUCCUGGAGAAUAAAUGCUUUUGCAAGUUUAA